Messenger RNA from Lacerta agilis (Sand lizard), 388 nucleotides. Its product is annotated as 60S ribosomal protein L36a-like. Gene Ontology annotation, molecular function: structural constituent of ribosome. Gene Ontology annotation, biological process: translation. Lineage: Eukaryota; Metazoa; Chordata; Lepidosauria; Squamata; Lacertidae. Gene Ontology annotation, cellular component: ribosome; cytosolic large ribosomal subunit. The record is from RefSeq and is a predicted model, not a curated record.
UGUUCAGGCGACGUUGACGCUGGCAAGAUGGUGAACGUCCCCCAAACCCUCAGGACUUACUUCAAGAAGUGUGGGAAGCACCAGCCCCACAAAGUGACCCAGUACAAGAAGGGCAAGGAAUCUUUGUAUGCUCAGGGAAAGCGGCGAUAUGAUCACAAGCAGAGUGGCUAUGGUGGCCAAACAAAGCCCAUCUUCCGCAAAAAGGCAAAGACCACAAAGAAGAUUGUGCUGAGACUUGGAUGUGUGGAGCCCAAUUGCAGCUCAAAGAGGAUGCUGGCCAUUAAGAGGUGCAAGCAGUUCGAGUUGGGAGGAGACAAUAAGAGAAAGGGCCAGGUAAUCCAGUUCUAGGCUGCUGUGGAACCCAUUGUUGGUUGGUGUAUGAAAUGUU